This is a messenger RNA of Cryptosporidium muris RN66, 363 nucleotides long. Its product is annotated as 60S ribosomal protein L35A, putative. Gene Ontology annotation, biological process: ribosomal large subunit biogenesis; cytoplasmic translation. The transcript has a single exon. The coding region runs from base 1 to 363 and encodes 120 amino acids. Gene Ontology annotation, cellular component: ribosome; cytosolic large ribosomal subunit. Gene Ontology annotation, molecular function: structural constituent of ribosome. The record is from RefSeq and is a predicted model, not a curated record. NCBI's taxonomy places the organism in Eukaryota, Apicomplexa, Conoidasida, Eucoccidiorida, Cryptosporidiidae.
AUGACAAUACAGAAGAAAGCAAAGAGUUUUAAGAACAAGACAAUUGAGCCAAUUCGCCUAUAUGCAAGAGCUGUAGUAACAGGCUAUAAGAGAUCAAAGGUGAGACAGACUCCAAAUAUCUCGUUAUUGAAAAUCGAAGGUGUAAAGACUAAGGAAGAUACCAGAUUCUAUCUUGGGAAACGCUGUGCAUAUAUUUACAAGGCAAAGAAAAUAAAAAAUGGGACAAGAUUCCGUGCUGUUAUGGGUCUAAUAAGAAGGAGCUAUGGGAAUAGUGGAGUUGUAUGUGCUAGAUUCAGAAAGGCAUUACCACCAUCAAGCUUUGGUGGUAGAGUAAGAGUAUUUAUGUUUCCAAGCAAUAUUUAA